UUUAAGUUGGAGGGGAAUAUCAGUGAUAAAAGCCUCAUGAAUGAUUCUCAAAGUUCAGUUAGUCAAGAGCAAGAAAUUUUCUCAUGUGUUAUGGAACACAACUCCACCAUAAUUUGACAUCUUGAAUCCUGUGCAUGUGGGAUCUAAUAAACAGAAACAAAUCAUAGAUUUUACUUGCCUAGAUUCUCCUAAAGGAGAUAACAUGGAAGCCAUUGCAAAAUUUGACUUUAAUGCAUCAGGAGAGGAUGAGCUAAGUUUCCAAGCACAAGAUGUUCUGAAGAUCUUAAGCUCUCAGGAAAAUUGGUAUAGAGCUGAGUUGAAGAAUUAUGAGGGAUAUGUCCCAAAGAAUUAUAUUGAUUUUCAGGUUCCCGGCUGGUUCCAAGAGAAAGUAUCCCGCCACAUGGCUGAGACGAUGCUCAGGGAUAAAGGAGUUGGUGCUUUCAUAGUCCGAGCUAGUCAGAACUCCCCAGGAGAUUUCUCUAUCUCUGUCAGGCAUGAAGAGGAUGUCCAGCAUUUUAAAGUGAUGAAGGACACAAACAGCAAUUAUUUUCUAUGGAGUGAAAAGUUUCAGUCACUAAACAAACUUGUGGAGUAUUACAAGAAUGUCUCCAUCUCCAAAAACAAACAGAUUUUUCUGAGAGAAGAAACCAAGAAAGGAUCACAAGUAAAUCUUAGAGAGGAACCAUGUGAUAAGAACCAAUAUAAAAAGGAGCAGGAAGCACUCCAUCCAUCAAUAAAAGAUGCAAGACCAUCAGAGCCCAAUAAAUAUGAGGAUCCUUUUGCAUCUUGGCAUCAUAAGCAGAAUAGACAUGGCAGAAGCUUGGAUAUUCAAGAUCGGCCUAAGGGCCCAAAGGAUUGUAAAGAACUAAGUGCAACAUCUAUGUUCCGGAGACACACUGAUCCAGCGCAACAAGUACAGAGGCCAAAAUGGGUCCGGGCCUUGUAUGAUUUUGAGGCGGCAGAGGACGAUGAGCUAGGAUUCUGUACCGGAGACGUCAUAGAAGUUCUCGACAACUCUGAUGAACAUUGGUGGAAAGGCUGUUUGCAUGGAAUGUUUGGACUCUUUCCUGCCAACUACGUGCAGCCAAUGAAGUAAUAAAUUGUCACUGUUUCUCAUGGGGGAUUAAUAAGAAUGUGCCAUUGUAUAAAUAGAAGAUACUCUUAAAAUGUCUGCUUAAUGUUUGUAGCUCCAAAAUCUUAACUAUUAUUAAUUAUUAUUCAAACAUACCACCUCCGUUGCAGUUCACAUGUUCAGGAAGCACUGAGCUAUGGACAGCUUUGAUUUGUUUGAAACAUUAUAGCAGAAACGUCCUUUUUGGAGCACUGUCUCAACUCUUAAAUUCAUUCAGUACUUUUAAAAUUUUAGAAAGUAGAUUAAAAUAUAUAGGUAGUCCUCAAUUUACAACCAUAACUGAGCCCAAAAUUUCUAUUGCUAACAAGACCAUUGUUAAGUGCAUUUUGCCCCAUUUUAUGACCUUUCUUGCCACAGUCAUUAAGUGAAUCACUGGAGUUGUUAAGUUAGUAACAUGGUUGCUAAGUAAACCUGGUUUCUUCACUGACUUUGCUUGCCAGAAGGUCCCAAAAGGUGAUCACACAAGUCUGGCAACCAUCAUAAAUAGAACCAGUUGCCAAGCGACUGAAUUUUGAUCACGUAUCUGUGGGGAUGCUGCAACAGUCGUAAAUGUGAAAAACAAUCAUACGUCCCUUUUUUCAGUGCCAUUGUAACUUCAAACAGUCACUAAAUGAACUGUUGUAAGUAAAAAACUACCUAUAUUUAAUUGUACAAAUGUACAUGCAGAACUUUAAUUUUUUAAAAAAGGAAAACAAAACAAAACAAAAUCCAAGAAAAUGAUUUAAAUAGUAUUCAAUUUGUUGAUCUGUACACCUAUCAUUUGCAUUCAUUUUUCUGGAGAAAUUUGAUUCAGCCCAGUUGAGAAAAAUACAGUUUUUUUCUAUCUUGGUUUGAGUUUUUUCCGUACUCUGAGUCCCUACUUUUUGUAAGAUUAUAAAUUUCUAGUAAGAAAGCUUGUAAAAUUGCUCUGAUUGUUCUUCCAAAUAUUGUAAUGUAUACAUGCUUAUUCCACUGAACAAAUGCCUGAGAAUAUUAACAUUUUGCCCUGGAACUGGAGCAAAUGUUUCAUUUUAGAGUAAAUUUCUACUUCCUGAUACAUGGAAAGAACAAGCAACCCGUUGAAGAAUUUGAAUUGUAGCCACUAUGCUAAUAGUGCCUCCUACAUAACAUCACAUAGCUCCAUAGCUGAUUCACAGGGCAAAUCCGCAAAGUAAACAUGUCUCAGCUUUAUACCUGAUAGUAAUAAAUUCCUUCAAAGAGUAUUAGAAAUUCAAUUAUAAUAAAUAUGCUAUUGUUCGUAAACUAUUAAUCCAAGGUAUGUCCUGUCUCCUCCCAAGUGAAAUCAAGAAAAAUACUUAUCAGUAAUUAUAUUUACAUAAACUGUUCAUGUCAUAUUUUUUUUUACCAUCGUACAUGUAUUAUUUUGUUGUAGUUCCUGAACAAGUUCUCCUAGGCUGGUAAGAGAUGCUCUAGUGGAAGGUGUGGUUUAUAGAAAAACAAUAUAGAAUAAAAAAUAAAUGUUUUAGCAAUCUAGAUUCCCAAAAUAUACCACCCUUGUUCACAUUAGCCUUGUUUGGGUAUGAUGAUUUUAAAUGGGUAGCAUGACAGAACUACAUAUUCUAAUUGUAUCAUAUAUCUAUGAUAGAUAUCUAAAUAUAUUUACCACUGCUGUAGCAAAAUCUAGGUGGAACAUUUUCUGGUAUUGUUGAAACCUUCCACUACCUCAAAAAGAACUUGGAGUAAACCUUGUAACUCAACUUUACAAAAGCAUUUUAUACAGUGGUAAGAUUCCACCGGUUUGGGCCGGUUUGGGCGAGCUGGUAGUUAAAUUGCUGACUGGCCCCUCCCCGCCCCUCCAGUAGGCUGCAGGGAGGCCUACUAGGCCCAAAAUGGGGUGCAAGGUGCAGCAUGGCCCCCCACAGCCCAUUAUUGCUCCCAGGAGGCUGCAGGGAGCCCUACUAGGCCCAAAACGGGGCACAGGGGCAGUGCAUCCCUUCCGCUGCCCAUUUUUGCUCCCCAAGGGGUGCAGGAGGCCGAGUGCUGCCUGUCAAACAACCCUGGCCAUGCCCACCUGGCCACGCCCACCCAGCCGGUCAUUAGGGCAGAGAACCGGUUGUUAAAUUAUUUGAAUCCCACCACUGAUGAUAUAUGGUUACUUUACCGUAAUUCUGAUGACUGGUUUAACUGACCUUAAAAAUAAUUCUGUAGAAAUAGAUAACUAGUAAUCUUUUGUGAAUGGUAACUGAACGUUCUGAAUGACUUAUUUCAGCCAAAUCAUCCUGAUUUUUUAAAAAAAUCAUUUUUAAAAAUACAAGUACAAUAUCAUCAUGGUAAACAAUAUUUAUCAAUGCUGACAAACCACUGCCCAUUCCUUUCACCGUCAGAAGAGUCUUUAAUGUAAGUAAAAGCUUUUUGAAGUGGCCUCAUUUGCAUGAAACAUAAAAGAUUCCAUUUACGUUAAUAGAAGCAGCAACUGGAAAGAACUGUAAAUGUAGAUAUCAGCUACUAUAGGAAGCAGACAAAUAGAAGAUUCACAAUGAAUUUAAAUGCAAAAUAUAGAGUCAAAAUAUUGCAUGCAUUAAGAAAUAAUGCCCCAAAAUGUUAGAAAGGAUAAUGUAUAAGUUACUGCAAAAGGCAAAAGACAACUUUCCACUCAUUAAAACUUCAUAAGUAGCCAAUUAAAGAAAUGUAGAAUACCUUGCCUAAGUGUCCCACUAUAUGAUAAGGAACAUUAGCUCCAGUUCAGCUUCCUUAUAGCUUUUUUGACUGAAUAAAUAUUUCUAAUGCAUUCUACCUACAGUAUGUCUCGUCUUCCCCAAACUAUUGCUGAAUAUCAAUAGUCUGUUCUGCAAGUGACUGCAAAUCCUCGUACAAAGAUGUAUUAUAUCCUACUGCAGUUUACAAAUACCUACGGACUGAAUGUUAAUCCUAACCUUAAAGCAGUCUUAGAAUAUAGAAUAUAUAGAAUAACAGAGUUGCAAGAGACUUUGGAGGUCUUCUAGUCCAACCCCCUGCUUAGGCAGGAAACUAGUGCUAUCUUCCCAAACUAGUGGUGUCCUGCUAUGUUGGGAUUAAGACUUCAAGAAUUCCCAACUAAAAAAGCUUUCUGUAACUUUGAUUAGGAAUUCUGUGACCUGUAAACCCAACAUACCUGGGUAACAGUGCUUUAUGGCUUUGUUAGGGAGGAAGGCAGGCAUUGUUUCAGAAACUUGUCCUUCCCGACCCUUUUAUAAAAGGGAUGCGGUGGCUCAGUGGCUAAGACGUUGAGCUUGUUGAUCGAAAGGUCAGCAGUUCAGCGGUUCGAAUCCCUAGUGCUGUGUAACAGGGUGAAUUCCCGUUACUUGUCCCAGCUUCUGCCAACCUAGCAGUUCGAAAGCACGUAAAAAAUGCAAGUAGAAAAAUAGGGACCACCUUUGGUGGGAAGGUAACAGUGUUCUGUGCGCCUUUGGGGUUUAGUCAUGCUGGCCACAUGACCAUGGAGUCGUCUUUGGACAGCGCUGGCUAUUUGCCUUUGAAACGGAGAUGAACACCGCCCCCUAGAGCCGGGAACGACUUACACAUAUGUGCGAUGGGAACCUUUACCUUUAUACCCUUUUAUAGAACUUCAGCCCCUAACACAAUGCAAAUCUUGCAUACAGUGCUCCUGAAGGAGGUACUGCCCUCCAGUUUAAGGAUCAUUCAGCACUGGAUACCUACCAUUAUACAUAAAUCAAGUUCACUCAUUAUGUUAACCCAUAAUUUGUUUAAUCAUGGCUUACUGAGUACGCCACAAAUUAUCAUCAUGUUACCCAAUUUGGAAAUGAAAUAACUGCAAGAAAACAACCAAGCUCAGAGAACACCAAGGAUCCCACAGUUCAAUUCUGAACUAUAGAUAUUCUCUUCUCUCAGUUUACAAACUGUAAUGGCUAAAUUAAUAGAUUACACAAACUAAAACCAAACAAACCACAUUAUUAUUAAGAGUAAUACAUAGAUCGAGGUUUACUGUGCACAUGCAGUGAUCAGGAUAAGUAAAAGUAGAAGAAACUCUGUUAGUCCUCUUUGCUACCCUCUCACAAACAGCAGAUUUAUGUUAUCCCCAACAGAAGACCUUUUCCCUGAUUUUGGUUCCAGGCUAUGAAUGCAUAUAUUUGGUCAUUUCUUGAUAGGCCUUCUCUCCUUAUACAGUAUACACUAGACCUUAAUCAGGGUGCACUGUUAGGAAAUCUCGGGUGGGGGCGGGGGAGACCCUUCUUUACUUCAGUUUUUUCAUAAUUGUAACUUAUUGCUCUUAUUUUGAAUUGCAUCCUUAUUUUUAAUGUGUGUAAACUUCAGAUUGAUGCCAAUGGAUUGUAUUUAUUUUCUUAUUUUAUUAUCUGUAUUUUUUUUACUGUAAUCCACCUUGAAAGAUAGGUAUUUUUAAAUAGGAUAAAUAUAAUAUGUACAUAUAUAAAUACUGUUGAGGUAAUGUUUAGAUAUUAAGUUAGUUUGAUAUAUUAAAUUAUUUAGUGAUUCUUUAUAACAUUUCUAAACUAUUCAAAUUAUAGUUUUAUUGUUUUUGCAUGGUGUCAUUUUUGUUUUUAUUGUGAUUGGAUAAGAAAAACGGAGGUCAAUCUCUAAGACAGGGUUUCCCAACUUUAGUGAUUUCCAGUUCCUGCUGAACUUAUUCUGUCGUACUCUGAAUAAACACAAAUUCUAGAGCUGAGCAUGUUUUGAAAAUGAUUAAAAGUUCUUUGGACUUCACACAAGCAUGGCUCUUCACUAUUCAUUAAAGAAGCCCAACUUUCUUAGGUGUUUGUUUGAACCUGGAAAAAAUGCUGCCUUUUAAGCAAACACAUUGACUUUUAGAAGAUUCUUUAAAGCAGCAGAUUUGAAGGGGGUGCACACUUAUGCAACCACAUUAUUAUAAGUUUUUUAUUUUUAUUUCCCCCCCCCCAAAAAAAAGGUCUGUUUGUUUUUCAAUUGAAUUGCACAGCUUAUAUGUUAUAUUAAAGGUGAAAAAAAAUCUGUAGUAGUUUAUCUUCGUCUGAUAUUUUUUUUUACAUCUUUUUACAACUGGCAUUUAACAUGGGUGUAUUUAUAUCCACUGUAUUUAAAUUCAUUCUACUGGUUCCAUAUCAAGGAGGUUCAUGAUUUCAAAGAAAUUCCUGAUAUUCUCCUUCUAAAUGAGUUCUGAAGACUUUAAUGUAGCCUUGUCAUAUAACCAUUAAUAUCCUGAAAGAUGCUCAGCCUCUUCUCAGUAGCACGUUGAAUGCCAUCAGGCUUGAGGUAAUCUGGUACUAUAUUGUCAAUUGCUUUAUCUCAGCAUUUUUCAAACUUGGCUUCAGACAACUGGGAAAUUCUGGGAGUUGAAGUCCACGUGUUAAAGUUGCCAGGUUUGAAAGACACUACUUUAUCUUAUCUAUUGACAUUUGGGGGGGAGGGGGAUAAAAUGGAAUAAUUUGUCAUGACUUUCUCCCAUGCAAUAUCAAAUGAUGCAUUUGCAAUUGUCAUUAAAAUGAUCAUUUGCUUCUAACAUCUUCCUAUAUAACUAUUGCCGAAUAUAGGUGCCUAUUUGCUUUAACUGGCAAAUGGGAUCAGUCUGGGUGAAAUCUGCUGGAGUAUAUACUAUUACUAUGCACUCCAGGGUUUUCACUCAUCCCUCCUAAGAACACUCCAUCAUGUUGAGCAGCACAGCAGGAUUUGGGGGGACGGACUUACUAAUCUUUCAUAAAUUUUUAAAGGCAUAGCUUUUCCAGAGGCUGUAUGUAUUAUAAUCUCCUCUCUGUUAUUGGAUUAGAUUUUCUUGCCUUUUUCCCCAAUGUGCUGUUAGAUAUAAGUUUGUCAUAGUUGUUAAUUCUGAUAUAUAACCUGCCUGGAGUUGAAUUUGUGACUGAGGUAACACACACAUUAAUUAUAUAAAUAAGUUGCCUCUUGGAAAUUUGUCAUACUUUUUCCUCUCAAAAACAGCAACUAGUUCUAUAAAUGCAGACCAUAUGUAAUCCAUAUAUAUAAUCCAUGUACAGUUGUAGAGUUAAAAGUAAAGAUUGAUAUAUGACAGGGUGUGACAAAAAUUCAGAUAUCUGGACUGGAGGGCCUAAAAAUUGGCUUUUUUCCAAAUUACAAAUCAGGGUCUGAUUCAAAGUGUGUAAUGAUUCUGUCUAUACUUGUACUGAGUUUAAAAAAAGAAAAAAGAAAAGAAAAAAAGAAGAGAAGAGAAGAGAAAUAUAGUGAUGAAACUAUUCAAGACUAGCCUUUUGAACAGCCAUGAAACAUCUUUUAUUCUGCGUUGUCUUUUCUGAGUUAAUGCUUUCUGCAUAUUUUUACCACUGGGUGAAAUUCUACUUUGAUUUCAUAGUAUUCAUUUAAUUGAUAGCACAAAUUUUAAUGUACAGAAGUGGGUGUACAACAAAUGUAUAUUUUACAGUUUCUCAUAUGUAAAAAGAGGGAUAAUUAUAUUUAAUUACUUGUCAUAUAGCAAUAUUCUAAGAGUAAAUUAAUAAUUUGAAGAUAUUGCUUGUUAUAAAGCUUAAAUAUACAGUACUGUAUAUAUUGAGAUGUGACGAUUGUCUUCUUGUUUUUUUAAUGAAAAAAAUAAAAUAGAAGUUAAUUUUA
Molecule: messenger RNA, 7642 nt
Organism: Pantherophis guttatus
Lineage: Eukaryota; Metazoa; Chordata; Lepidosauria; Squamata; Colubridae
Gene: GRAP2
Product: GRB2 related adaptor protein 2
Molecular function (GO): protein binding
Source: RefSeq, a predicted model, not a curated record